This is a messenger RNA of Camellia sinensis, 1952 nucleotides long. RefSeq names its product putative xyloglucan galactosyltransferase GT12. Lineage: Eukaryota; Viridiplantae; Streptophyta; Magnoliopsida; Ericales; Theaceae. Gene Ontology annotation, molecular function: glycosyltransferase activity. The record is from RefSeq and is a predicted model, not a curated record.
CUACUAUUUAAAACUUUGCCAUCUCUGUCUCUUGGUCGCAUUUUGAUUCAGACAUUUUGUCUCAUAGCUUAUCUCCUCAUUCCCUAUUAUUUUGUAGUAACAAUUCAUCAACUAAACAAAUAACAGAGAUUUGUUUUGCUUGGGAAAUCAAUACAAGUCACAUGAAGAAUUCGAUCAACCUCAACUGCAACAAAAAAUCCUGGUUUGGUUUCGUUUUCUGCUUCAUUUUAUGGUUUCUGUUGCUUUGUUUCGUCUGUUCAGCUUCAUUUUCAGGCAACAAAAACAACAAUAGGCUCACCUUCAUUGCCAACUAUGCAAAUUCAUUCAUCUUUCAAGACUCCACAUCUCAUUCUAUCUCCGAGAAUGAGGAAAACAGAGUUGCUGAUAGCAAGGAUGGAGUUAAACAGGUUGAGAACACAACUCAACUGGUCUCCAAACAUGUUUUGGAUUCAUGCUCAGGUCGAUAUAUCUAUGUUCAUGAUCUUCCUAGCAGAUUCAACACAGACAUUCUAAAGAAUUGUUCAUCACUAAUCAAAUGGUUUGAUAUUUGCAAGUACAUAUCAAACAUGGGUCUCGGUCCUCGUGCUGCGGAUUUUCAUGGGAUUUUCCAAAACAAUAUCAGUUGGUUUGAAACAAACCAGUUUUUAUUGGAAGUGAUUUUCCACAACAGAAUGAACAACUACAAAUGCUUAACCAACAAUUCAUCUUUGGCUUCAAUCAUUUAUGUACCAUUCUACGCUGGCCUUGACAUCGGUCGAUACCUUUGGGGUUUCAAUACUUCAAUAAGAGAUUCAGCACCCAUUGAAUUAGCCAAAUGGGUUUCUGAGAAGCCUGAGUGGAAAUCUAUGGGUGGAAGAGAUCAUUUCUUUGUUGUAGGAAGGGUUACUUGGGAUUUUAGGAGACAAACCGACAACGAUUCCGAUUGGGGAAACAAACUCAUGUCACUACCCGAAUCCAAAAACAUGACGAUUUUGAUAAUUGAAUCAUUUUCUCAAGCCGAAACCAAUAGAGAUUUUGCGAUUCCAUAUCCAACUUAUUUCCAUCCAUCUAGCGAUGACGAGGUGUUUCAAUGGCAGAACAAAUUAAGGAAAUUGAAAAGGCAAUACUUGUUCUCUUUCGCGGGUGCUCCAAGACCCAACAAUGAACAUUCUAUCCGGAGUCAGAUUAUUAAGCAGUGCCUUGAUUCUGGAAAAAAAUGCAAGUUUUUGAAUUGUGCUUCGGGCGAAAACAAGUGUGAUAACCCAACUUAUGUGAUAGAAAUCUUUCAAAGAUCCAAGUUUUGUUUGCAGCCUUCCGGUGAUACGUCUACUAGGCGAUCAACGUUUGAUUCGAUCUUGGCAGGGUGCAUUCCAGUUUUCUUUGAUUCUAGAUCCGCAUACCAGCAAUAUAUAUGGCAUUUACCCAAGAAUUAUUCAAAAUAUUCUGUGUUCAUACCAGAGGAUGAGAUUAAAGAUGGGAAAGUGAAUAUUGGGGAGACUUUGAGUCGGAUAUCGGAAGAAGAAGUGGCGGAGAUGAGGGAGGAGAUUGUGACGCUGAUUCCUAGAAUCAUAUAUGCAAAUCCAAUGUCAAGAUUGGAGACACUUGAAGAUGCAUUUGAUAUAGCAAUUGAGGGAGUUCUUGAGAGAGUAGAGAAAAUUAGGAAAGAGAUGGAGGGAGGGAAGAGUACUGAAUUUUGAAUUUGCUGCUGAGAAUGGUUCGAGGCAUUAUUUGAUCGGCACAUAAAAAAUCAAAUACAGAAUCGGACCCAAACAAAUAUGAAUUGUUUCUUACAGGAUUUUUUGGUUAGGAGAGAGAUUGUAUUUGGUUAUUGUUUUGAAAUGGGUUUUUUUGUAUAUUCCUGAUUAUGUGUACUUUAGCUUCUUUGUCUUUUUGGAUUUGAAAUGGGAUAAGCAACUUGAUUGUAUUUGAUUCUUCAUUAUUCUUGUACUAUUUGAGGAAAACCAAAAAAAAAA